GCUCCCGGCCGGGCCCGGCACGCAGGGCCGGGCAGGGCAGGGCAGGGCGGGCACCCGCUGCCGCCCCCGCCCGCCCCGGCAUCGCCCCGGCGAGCGGGACGGAGGCAGCGGCCCGGCCCGGCCCCUCGGCGGCUGGCGGGAAGGAGAAAAGGAAAAACACACAAAACCACCCGACUGCCGGAGGAGACGCCCUCCGCUUGGGCUCGCCCACGGCCGGCGUGGCAGCCAGUGCUGCCCGCCCCGAAGCGCGCCCGGAGGCGGCCCGCUCCCCGCCGGAGGAGGAGGAGGAGGAGGAGGAGGAGGAGGAGGUGGUCCGGGAGGAUGCUGGCGGGGCUGGGGCGGGCGGCGCGGAGCUGCUGGCCGCGGGGCAGGCGGGAUGGCCGCCCGCCGCCCUCAGCGCCUCAGGUGCUGCUGUGGAGGCAUGCUGGAGCUUGGAGGGGCCAGGCGGGAGCACCUUACAGCGCGCUGGUGCCAUCUGACGAAGUAACUAUUAAUUACAGACACAGUCUUCCUGUGAUAACUCUUACGCUGCCCACAAGAAGCGAACGCUGCCGGUUCACUGUUAAGCCAAUGGUGACCACCGUAGGGGCAUUCCUGCAGGAUGUGCAGAGAGAAGAUAAAGGAAUUGAGAAGGCGGAAGUGUUUGCGACAGAUGGUAGCAAGGUCUCUGAUGCAACCUUGAUGGAGGUCUUACUGAUGAAUGACUUUAAACUUGUUAUCAACAACACAGCAUACAGUGUGUCACCUCCUGUAAAAGGUAAGCUGAGUAGUGAGCAUGCUACUGAAAUGGAAGAUAUCAAAUCCUUGGUUCACAGACUGUUUGUGGCUCUGCAUUUAGAAGAUCACCAGAUCAGGAAAGAGAGAGAAUUGCUGCAGAAGCUGGACCAUCUGAAAGAAGAGCUGCUGCCUCUUGAACAGAUGAAAUCCAAAAUCAUGGACAGUACAGAUGCAAAGACCUCCAGGCUUCUAUGGAUUGGCUUAGCUCUGAUGUCAACACAAGGGGGAGCAUUGGCAUGGCUCACAUGGUGGGUCUAUUCAUGGGACAUCAUGGAGCCAGUCACAUACUUCAUCACUUACGGGAGUGCCAUGGCUUUCUAUGCCUACUUUGUUCUUACUAAACAGGACUACAUUUACCCUGAUGCUAAAGACAGGCAGUUCCUCCACUACUUCUAUCGGAAAUCCAAAAAGCAGCAUUUUAAUGUGGAACGAUAUAACAAGCUGAAAGAAGACCUAGCAGAGGCAGAAGAAUCCCUGAGGCGCCUGCGGCAACCCCUGCACCUGAGGCUUCCCAUCCAGGAAAUCAAUGAAAAGGACUGACUUUGGUUUUGUAUAUAUUAGAAUUGCCUUUUCAAAGCCAAUAUGAACACUUAGUUACUCUACAGAAACUGGAUAUUUUUGAUCACUAUAGUUUUGAAAGUUGCAAUAAAAAUCUAUUAAAAUUA
This is a messenger RNA of Phalacrocorax carbo (great cormorant), 1442 nucleotides long. The record is from RefSeq and is a predicted model, not a curated record. NCBI's taxonomy places the organism in Eukaryota, Metazoa, Chordata, Aves, Suliformes, Phalacrocoracidae.